ACUUUGGGGAAAUCCCAGUCAUAUGCAAUAUCUCAUGGAUCAAUUAAUAGCGAAAUAUAAAGAUAAAAUUCACAUCUUGAAUGCUAAACAUAAUACAUCAGAUUAUACAUAUGAUGGCAUUGAUAUUUGUGGUGAAAGACUUGUCAAAGAGAUAAACGAUGAGGUUAAUUAUAUCAAUGACAAAAAUCUUUAUAAAAUCUCAAAAAUUUCAUUUGUUGGAUAUUCUCUUGGUGGCUUGAUAGCAAGAUAUGCCAUUGGCGUGCUUUAUAACCAAGGAUUUUUCAACGAAAUUGAUCCAACGUUUUUUACAACAAUUGCUACACCACAUUUAGGCAUUCGGCGAGAUGAAAAUAAACUUGUAGUAAAAAUAGUUGGAGAACAACUAAAUUAUAAGGAUAGAUUUGAUGGAGAUGAGCCAAUUCUUUCUGUUAUGUCAAGUCCUGAAAAGGUUUUCUACAAAGCUCUUACUAUAUUCAAAUAUAGGAAGUUGUAUGCAAAUACCAGAAAUGAUAGAACAGUGCCUUUCUGGACUGCUGCAAUAGCUGAUGUUGAUCCAUUUGAAGAUUUGAAAAAAAUAACCAUUGAGAAAAAUGAAAAAUUUGGAACUCUUAUAAAAUCAAUAUCAAAGCAAGUCACCAUUCCUGCCAAAGUCCCUUGGACACAAAAAAUAACUAAUAUAACCAAGAGUAUUCUAUAUUGCUUAUUGAUUGGCAUUUUAUUACCCUUAUGGAUAAUAAUAGUGUUAAGCACACUAACAGUUCAAGGUCUAAUAUCAAGAAGAAGAGUAGCAAAAAUUUUGGCGGCAAGAAGAGUAAGAGAUUCUAAUUGGAACAUAACAUCAACUCCAACGAGAUCUAAUGUUAUUGUAUCUAAUAUUGAAGAAGAUGCGGCAGAAACAGUAAUUAAUAUCCAAAAUAUUCUUACACAUAGUAUAUCUCCAUCACCGACAAAGCAAAGCCCUUCCAAUAAAAUAGUUGAACCUAGCACAAAUACUAUUAUGAUGACAGAGUUUACUACAUCAUCGCUUUUCCCACGAGUUCCAAUAUGUGGUGCACAGAAUAUAAGUUUCACGUAUUUGAAUAUGUUGGGGUGGGAAAAAUUUGUUGUGAUUAUUGAUUCUUUGAAUUCUCAUGCAUCGAUUAUUAUGAGGAAUAAGCGUUUCGGAGAAAAGGGAAAAGAAGUUAUAAAACAUUUUAUUGAAGAAGUUUUCAUACCUUGA
Dentiscutata erythropus is the source of this 1219-nucleotide messenger RNA. The record is from the annotation of a GenBank genome assembly. Lineage: Eukaryota; Fungi; Glomeromycota; Glomeromycetes; Diversisporales; Gigasporaceae.